AUGUCAGAAGAAGUUCAAAUCAAGAACGCCAGUUUAGAGCAGUUGAGAGAUGUCCUCAUAAAUAAAACCAAUGACAUUGCCUUGGCUGAUAGGUUUAGAGCAUUGUUCAACUUAAAAUCUAUAGGAUCAGACAGCGAUGAUAAGGAAGCUGCUCACAAGGCUAUUAAGUACAUUGCAGAAGCUUUCAAGGAUGACUCUGAAUUGUUGAAGCACGAAGUGGCUUACGUUUUAGGUCAAACCAAGGACUUGUAUGCUGCUACUUUCUUGAGAGAUACUUUGACUGACAAGAACCAACAAGUCAUGGUUAGGCAUGAAGCAGCCGAGGCUUUGGGAGCUUUGGGGGAUGUUGAUUCUUUACCAUUAUUGGAAGAUUACUACAAAAACGACCCAUCCUUGGAAAUCAAACAAACUUGUGAACUAGCCAUUGAGAGAAUUAAAUGGGAGAACUCAGAACAAGCCAAGACUGAAAAAUUAGAAAAAUCGUUGUAUGAAUCAAUUGACCCCGCUCCUCCAUUGGCUACCGACUCCAACACAUCGGGAGUUGAAAAACUACAGGAUAUUUUGAAUGACCAGGAAAAACCAUUAUUUGAGAGGUACAGAGCUAUGUUUAGAUUGAGAGACAUUGGCACCGAUCAGGCAUGUCUUGCGUUGGCUUCUGGUUUCGAUGACCCAAGUGCGUUGUUCAAACACGAAAUUGCUUACGUUUUUGGUCAAUUGUGUAAUCCUGUUACCGUCCCGUCGUUGAUUAAAGUGUUGAAAGACGAGAGAGAAGCUGGUAUGGUUAGACACGAGGCUGCUGAAGCCUUGGGUAGUAUUGCUACUGAUGAAUGUUUACCUGUGUUGAGAUCUUUCCUCAAUGAUCAGGAACAAGUGGUAAGAGACUCAGCUAUUGUUGCCUUGGACAUGUACGAGUAUGAAAACUCUAACGAGUUGGAAUAUGCAACUGUUAAUUAG
Messenger RNA from Lodderomyces orthopsilosis Co 90-125, 954 nucleotides. RefSeq names its product deoxyhypusine monooxygenase. Gene Ontology annotation, biological process: peptidyl-hypusine biosynthetic process. The transcript has a single exon. Bases 1 to 954 code for a protein of 317 amino acids. Lineage: Eukaryota; Fungi; Ascomycota; Pichiomycetes; Serinales; Debaryomycetaceae. Gene Ontology annotation, molecular function: deoxyhypusine monooxygenase activity. The record is from RefSeq and is a predicted model, not a curated record.